Lucilia cuprina (Australian sheep blowfly) is the source of this 2031-nucleotide messenger RNA. RefSeq lists its product as uncharacterized. Lineage: Eukaryota; Metazoa; Arthropoda; Insecta; Diptera; Calliphoridae. Bases 428 to 1276 code for a protein of 282 amino acids. The record is from RefSeq and is a predicted model, not a curated record. The transcript has 4 exons.
GAUUUCAGUUUGAUUCUUGAUGUUGGAUAGAUCGGUUCUAGAUACGGUUGUUGUUUGAAAUCCAGACAAAAAAUCAACGAACGAAAUAAAGUAUUUGUUAAAAGCAAAGAACAACUUAAAAACUUUAAAAAUUUAAUUAUUUAUAAUAAACAAAAAAGUUAUUAAGUGUUGUUGUUUUAUUACAAAAGAAAUUUAGAAAAACGAAUCUGAACAAAAAAUUUUAACUAAAAUUUAACAAAAAAUAAAAAAAAGGAUACGAUAAUUUACCAAAAUCAAAAGCAACUCUCUGACUAACUUAACAACAAAUGAAAAACAAAUAUUAACAUUUUAAUUUAUUUAUUUUGAACUGAACAAAAAACAAUUGUGAUAUUUUAACAUUUUUAUUUAUUUAUAAAUUUAACAACAACGAAAAAAAACAAACCACAAAAUGAAUGAUUACUGGCAUAUACCCAGAGCAUCACUCUCACCAUCCUCCGCAUCAUCGGCUGUAUCAUCAGCAUCAUCAACACAGCGCAGCAAUCGCUCACAAAAUAAACAAAAAUUAACGCCCACACACUAUAGACAACAGCAACAGCACCACCAGCAACCGCAUAGUGGUGCUGUGUCGGUUAUAGGAGCAGGAGGAGUUGGAGGUAGACGUGAUAGUGAAAUGAGUGCUACAACUAAUGCAGCGGUAACAGCUGCUGCUGCAGCCGCUGUAUUGGCAGCCGCCAAAAGAGGUUCCAGAUCAUCACAGGGUAGCAAUGAUAGUAACAAUAGUACAAGGAGCGCCGCUUCUGGUUCUUUGCUUUUGACAGCAGCGAAUCUAGAACGUAUGGCUGAAAUCCAUAAAAAACAACAACAGCAGCAGCAUCAACAACAACGUACAGUAGCAGCAGCAACAACAGCCUCUUCAACCUACAAUGCAAAUUUGGUUCAAGUCUCUAGAGAUUAUCAAUUGGCAGCCAUACCAACAACAGAUGCUAGAGGAAAACAUUAUCAACAUCAUCAUCAGCAUCAAGAUCAAACACAUCAAACAGAUGCUGUCAUUAAUAUUGAUCCUAAUUUGAAUUUUAUAAAAACCAAAGAUUUAGACACUGUAUCCAUAGCAAGUUCAAUGCAUUUUACUAUGGUCAAUGGUGAGGCUGGAGCAAAUAAGAAAAUUAAAAAAGGUUUAUGCGAUCGUGGCAGACAAGUCACAGUAUUGAUUAUGACAAUGAGUACAAUAUUUUUAUUGCUCAUUAUUGGCAUGGUGUAUGCACUGGAAAUGCGUGCUCGUGAAAUGCCUCAAAGUUAACAAUACUUUUAAGGGUACACAAUAAACAAACAACAACUUUUGAAUCUCUUUCCCCGCGUUGAAAUACAAAAUAAACACAAUUUAAGAGCAAGUCAAUUACAAUUAAAGAGAGAGUGAGUGAGAGAGAGAGAAGAAAUCACAUAAAAAAGAGUAUUUUUAAAUUGAAGAGUUCAUUUUACAGUCAUUGUAAAAAAUUAACGUCUACACAACUUUAAUAAUUCAUUUUAAAACAAAGCUUUUAAAAGCUACAAAAAAAUAGCAACAUUUCCUUAAAAAGGAAAAUCAAGAACAAUUUUAAAACAAAAAAAAAACAAUUGUUAAUUAAUGAAAAUUAGUUUAUAAGAUUAUUUAUUUUAUUUUAUACGAAAAACAUAAAAAAACAUGAAAAUCACAUUCUAUGUCAUCAAAAAGUUAAUACAUUAAAACAACUGCAAAAACAACAACAACAAAUUAAAGUGACAAAAAAACACUUAAUUAAUUUAAUUUAUAUAGUUUAAUUUCUAUUAAUUAAUAACAAACAUAAUUAAUUUUUCCCCCUAAAAAACACAAAAAAUUCAUUAAAAUUAUUACAAGCUGCCCAAAACACACACAAACAACAUACUCACACAUACACUAUCACAAACACACAUACACAUACACCUAACACCUUUAGUUUUAUUAUUUUAUUAACAAUUAUUUUUUUUAUUUUUAUUUUAAUUAAUUACUUAUUUAGUAAACUUCCCCAGAGUCACUUAUAUUUGUUUGUUUAAAACAUA